AUCUUUUUUCGACCAACCCCUUGGACCCACCCACCUCCCACCUCCCACCUUCCACAUCCCACCUGCAUUGUACACCACUUCGAACAAGCAAUAAGCAAUGGACACAAAGCGCGGACCAGGCCGACCACCGCGCGGCACGGCUCGCCCGCCGAGUGGAGCCGACUCCUCAGCAACCAGUGCUCCUGCGCUCCGACCGCCGUCGCAGGGGCCCGUCACUGGGCCGAUGCCCGUGUUUGCUGCUGGCGGCGCAUCGAGUGGCGGCCUUGCCACUGUGAACGGCUCUGGCGUUGCGUCGCUCUCGUCGCGCGCUGCCCUCGACCGCGAGCUCCACCGCGCCGGUGCUCCGUCCACGUCGAGCAGCGGUGCAUCUGCUGGUGGUGCUGGCGGUGCUGCUGCUGCUGCUGCUGCUGCUGCGUCGUCGUCGUCGUCCACCGCAACGCCGUCGUCGUCCAUGUUUGGCGCGUCCAUGUCCGGCGACUACCUGCCAAUGUCGAGAUCUGCCGGUGGUUCGGGCUUCCACCAAGUGCACCCUGCAUACGACGCGGCGCCCAUCGACGACGAUGCGCGGUCCAUCACGAGGACAAACCUGGCAAACAUUGCCCAUCAGAUCGAUCCGUACGAGCGUCUUGACGACGAUGUCCAGGAGUUGCUCUUGGACAUGGCGGACGAGUUUAUCGAAUCAGUGGCCAGUUUCGCAUGUCGCCUUGCACGACACCGACAAUCAAACACACUAGACGUGAAGGACGUAGCAUCGCAUUUGGAGCGAAAUUGGAAUAUUAACGUGCCAGGAUAUAAUGCAACCGACUAUGGCAAUUGAACAUUGCGAGAGCUGCGUCGCGUGGGCACGGAGUCAUGGCUGUUUUGAGUUCCGAUUCGUUUCUCUUUGUGUUUUCUUGAAAGAUACUUUUGUGUAGUAAAUCCAAAAAACA
This is a messenger RNA of Capsaspora owczarzaki ATCC 30864, 929 nucleotides long. RefSeq lists its product as hypothetical. The transcript has 3 exons. Bases 98 to 817 code for a protein of 239 amino acids. The record is from RefSeq and is a predicted model, not a curated record. Gene Ontology annotation, cellular component: SLIK (SAGA-like) complex; SAGA complex; transcription factor TFIID complex. NCBI's taxonomy places the organism in Eukaryota, Filasterea, Ministeriida, Capsasporidae. Gene Ontology annotation, biological process: DNA-templated transcription initiation; RNA polymerase II preinitiation complex assembly. Gene Ontology annotation, molecular function: DNA binding; protein heterodimerization activity; TBP-class protein binding.